AUGCCCCCAAAACGUUCUUCUCGUAAAAACAACCACCACCACCAUUCGGAUGAUGACGGUGGUAAGCCUAAUGAUCAUUUUGAAGAAGAACAACAACAACUCGCUAAUUUUGCACCUCCUCCGAGAAAUCGAUUCUCUCAUGCUGUUCAACAACAAGCCUCUUCUCAACCCAAUCAUGGUGUCGGAGCAAACCAUGUGAGUGUUGGUCUUCAUUCAAAUCCACAAUGGUGCGCUUUUAAAAUUGGAGAUAAAUCAGAAAGUGAUGUAGAAAGAGUCAUGAUUGCCUAUUUAGAAAAAUAUCAUGUACAGGAUAUUCGUGAUAUUUUAUGUCCUCCUCUCACUCUUACCAAUGAUGAUACCAUUCAUUAUAGUGUAUUUAUAGAUGUUCUUCAUUUCAUGUCUGCCAACAUUGAAAUUGGAUCUCUUUUAAUUUCAUAUCCAUUUGAAUUAAUUCCAAUAUUUGAAAGAGCCUUAAUCAAAGCUCAACAACGAUAUAUUGACAAACAAGAAGUGAUGAAAGAUCAAUUUAAACUUAAAUUACUCGUACAUGUUCGUUUGCAUACUCUUCCACAAUGUAAUGAAGUGACAAAAACAUCUGUGAGUUCAGUGAGAAGUUGUGAUACUAACCGAUUGAUAUCUGUGAGUGGAACUGUCAUAAAAACAGGUCCAAUUAAAAUGUUAGAAUUCAAAAAGGUCUAUAUUUGUAGAAAAUGUAAAAAACCAUUUGAAAUUAUAGCAGAUCGAGAACAAUAUAAUAUGAUUGUAAAACCAACACAAUGUCCAGUUGAAGAUUGUGGUGGAAAAUCAUUUACAUCUAGAGAUGAAGAGAUUGUAUGCAGAGAUUAUCAAGAAAUUAAGAUUCAAGACAAAAUUUCACAACUUCAUGUUGGAAGUAUACCGAGAUCAAUUCUCGUUGUUUUAGAAGAUGAUUUAGUAGAUGUUGUAAAAGCAGGAGAUGAUAUUAUUAUUACAGGUGUUCCCUAUCGUCGAUGGAAAACUCUUAAAAAUGAUGUUCGUUGUUCCAUUGAUAUGGCCAUUUGGUGUAAUCAUAUUCGAAUCAGUAAUGAAAAGAAGAGUAGUGCCAUGAAUGUCACUGAGGAGAUUAAAUCUGAAUUUAAACAUUUUUGGCAAGAGUAUCAUGAAAAACCAUUGGCUGGUAGAAAUUUAAUCUUGAAGAGCAUGUGUCCUCAAUUGUAUGGACUGUAUUUUGUGAAAUUGGCUGUGGCAUUGACCAUCAUUGGAGGAGUACCUAUGAAGAAGAAUAACACACGUAUUCGAGGAGAGUCUCAUUUAUUGAUUGUUGGUGAUCCUGGAACUGGAAAGAGUCAAUUUCUGAAAUAUGCUUCUAAACUCAGUCCUCGUUAUGUCAUGACGAAUGGAAUUGGAACUACGAGUGCGGGAUUGACUGUGAUGGCCACCAAAGAAUCAGGUGGAGAUUGGACUCUGGAAGCGGGUGCUCUCGUUCUCGCUGAUGGUGGUGUCUGUUGUAUUGAUGAAUUUGAUUCCAUUCGAGAUCAUGAUCGUGCCACCAUUCAUGAAGCUAUGGAACAACAAACACUCAGUAUUGCCAAAGCAGGUCUUGUUUGUAAAUUAAAUACUCGAACCACUGUACUUGCAGCAUGUAAUCCAAAAGGAAAGUAUGAUUUGGGUGCUAGUUUGAGUGUGAAUUGUGCAUUGGCAAGUCCAUUACUCUCUCGUUUUGAUAUUGUACUCGUAUUAUUGGAUACACAAGAUGAAGAAUGGGAUUAUCGAGUGAGUUCUUUUAUUUUAAAUGAACAAGAAAUGGAAGAAGAAGAUUCUCAAUUGUGGUCUUUUGAUAAAUUGAGAGCAUACAUUUCAUUUGUCAAAUCAGAAUAUCAUCCCCAAUUGACACCUGAAAGUGGACGUAUUUUAACAGAAUAUUAUCGAUUGCAAAGAAGAGCAGAUCGAAGAGUGGCAGCACGUACGACCAUUCGUUUAUUGGAGAGUUUAGUUCGACUCGCACAAGCACAUGCACGUCUCAUGUGUCGUCAUGAAGUGACUCUUCAAGAUGCAAUCAUGUCUGUUUUGACUGUGGAUAUUUCAUCGAAUACUUCUUCUCUAUUGAAUGUGGAAUCUGUAUUGCAUUCUAAUUUUCCAUUGGAUCCAGAUGAGGAUUAUUCGAAUUAUAUUCAAUUGGUAUUGUACAAGUUGGGAAUUCAACAGGAAUUACCAAAUGUACCAUCAUCAACAACAACGACGAGAAAAAGACAUUCAUCUAAGCGUUUAAGUGAUGGAGGUGAUGAUGUUGGAAAUAAUGAUUCUGGUAUUCAUGAUGGUGAUAGAAAUAGCUUACAAAAACAACAAUUAGUAGAUACUACCACUGAGGAUGAUCCUCAGUACACUCGGACAAGAGAAUUACUCAUUGAUGAUGAUGAUGACAACGAAGAGAAUGUCUUUAAUUUUCAAGAAGAUGACACCACCAUGAAUGAUUUGGAAGAUACUUGUCAUUCAAAAGUGAUGAGAAGAACCUCACUUCAAACAAAGAGAAAGUUAGAACAAAUGAAAGAAAUGAAUUCAACAAACAACUCACAAUUCACAAUGUCAACAACUCCUACUGAGGAGAAUGAUUAUCAACCUAAAAAGAAGAAAUCACUCAUUAUUACUUCUGAAGAGUUGGACAAUGCAGAAAAAGACAUUCAAAAAACACCUUCCUUAUCCAAUACCACCAUUGAAAGUAAUUUUAGACGUCAUCUCGAACAAAGACAAGGAGUCAUGAGAAGAUUGGAGUUUAACAACAGUGACACUCUGUUGAUAGAUACAAGUGAUGACCAUGAUCAGAAGGAACAGAUUGAGAGGUUGAACAAUGAGAACACUGCAAGACAACUCCCUGGUCAACACAGCACUACUGCAAUGCCACAACUUUUACAAGUGCAGCAACAUCAACCUUCAGCGCUGAACUCAAAGACUUUAUUACCACAAGUGCAGCAAGCUCCUCCAAAACAAACUCAAUCGAUGGAGGUGGUUGGAACCAGAGCGUCAAAAUCCCUUUUACCAACAUCAACUAACUCGAACAACCAAACUACGACGACCACAAGUGCAACUACCAACACGACAACAAAUACUGAAACAAACCUCACUACUACCACAGCAACCAACGCUACAAGCACCACAACCAACAAAAGGCGAGGAUUUCUCUCCACCCUUCUUUCAAAAGGAGCUCCAAGCACCACCAACAACUCUGUCACUAACGAUAGAAAUUCAAAAGAUGUCCCUUCAAAAUCCACCACAGUAAUUACUGCUGACUCGCGACAUCAGUAUGAUCAGAACAUUGAGGAAACAUCUUUUGAAUUCCCGUCACUAUUACUUGGCGUAGAUGAUGAUGGCCUUUUAUUAGGAUCAACUCCAGAGAAACCUCACCAUCACCAGCAGCAGCAUUUAUCGAAAGCUGCAGGCAAAAGACUGCUUGAAGAUAAUGAUGACGAAUUGGAUUCCAUGAUAUAA
Naegleria fowleri is the source of this 3462-nucleotide messenger RNA. RefSeq lists its product as uncharacterized. Gene Ontology annotation, cellular component: MCM complex; nucleus. The record is from RefSeq and is a predicted model, not a curated record. The transcript is spliced from 3 exons. The coding region runs from base 1 to 3462 and encodes 1153 amino acids. Gene Ontology annotation, molecular function: ATP binding; single-stranded DNA binding; single-stranded DNA helicase activity. NCBI's taxonomy places the organism in Eukaryota, Heterolobosea, Eutetramitea, Acrasida, Naegleriidae. Gene Ontology annotation, biological process: DNA replication; double-strand break repair via homologous recombination.